UCUAGAAAAGCAAUCAGCAAAAAAUAUAAAUUUUGUUCCAUCUUUAUAAUUCAUUCUUCAAAAAUUUUCAUUGUCACAAUAGUUAUAUUCUGGAAUAAGAUUUAUAAUGAAGUCGUACAUCCUACAUUUUAUCGCGAUUUUAUAUAUAACAAUAACAAAUGUUGAUGCAACUUUUCUUAUUCCUGUACUAGCAGCAGGGGCCAUUUCUAAGCAUGCUCACGGCAGUCUAGGCGGAGGCUUUGGAGGAGUUGGUGGAGGAGGCUUUGGAGGAAUUAGUGGUGGCGGAGGAGGCUUUGGAGGUGGAGCCUUUGGCUUACGUGGAGGUGGAGGAGGAGGCGCGGGUAUAGGUGGUGAUGUAGGAGGAGGCGCUGGUAUAGGUGGUGGUGCAGGUGGAGGUGCAGGGGUAGGUGGAGGUGGUGGUGCAAGAAGUAGUAUAUCAGGUGGGGGUUCGGCCAGUGGUGGUGCAAAUGGAGGUAUAAGCGGUGGUGGUAUGGCUGAUGGUGGUGUAAAUGGAGGUAUAGGUGGUAGUGGUGGUGCAAAUGGUGGUAUAACUGGUGGUGGUGGUGGCGUAGUAAGUAGUAGUGGUGCAACUAGUGGUCGAGUAAAUGGAAAUUUGUUUGGUAGUGGUGGUGCAAGUAUCGGUGCUAAUGGUGGGGCAUCAGGUGGUGGCGCAGCUAGUGGUGGAGUGAAUGGCAAUUUGUCUGGUGGUGGUGUAGCAAGUGGCGACGCAACUGGGGGUGCAUCAGGUGGUGGCACGACUGGUGGUAGUUUGUCCGGUGGUGGUGCAGUAAGUGGGGGUGCAUCAGGUGGUGGGGAAACUAGUGGUGCUGCAAACAAAGGUAUAAUUGGUAGUGGUGGAGCGAAUGGAGGUGUAAAUGCCAGUGGCGAUGUAUCCACAAGUGGAGGUGUUAAUGGUAGAGGCGGUGUUGGUCAUGGAUGGGGAAGAGCAUCUGGUUCAUUCUCCGGAAAAGCUUCAGGUGAAUUCUCAGGUCAUUUUGGUGGAUCAGGACAUAGCUCAGGGCACGGAGAAGGAUCAAUAGGUUUAACCAGAAAACUAUUAGUCAAAGCUCUUUAAAAAAACUACUUCAUAUUCUAGUCAUACGCUCGAUCAUUAUAAGCAUGUCCUUAGUUAUACAUCAAUCCUUACAUGACUUUGCUAUUUUAUAGUGAACCAACCCUUAUACUCCAAAGUUUUGUAAUGCUUCAACAUCAUGUUGAUUAUGAUCAAUAAAUUUAAGUCAUUUUCCA
Messenger RNA from Amaranthus tricolor (Joseph's coat), 1248 nucleotides. RefSeq names its product glycine-rich cell wall structural protein-like. Lineage: Eukaryota; Viridiplantae; Streptophyta; Magnoliopsida; Caryophyllales; Amaranthaceae. The coding region runs from base 107 to 1075 and encodes 322 amino acids. The transcript is spliced from 3 exons. The record is from RefSeq and is a predicted model, not a curated record.